This is a messenger RNA of Mucor velutinosus, 2409 nucleotides long. RefSeq lists its product as uncharacterized. Gene Ontology annotation, molecular function: protein binding; zinc ion binding. The record is from RefSeq and is a predicted model, not a curated record. Bases 1 to 2409 code for a protein of 802 amino acids. NCBI's taxonomy places the organism in Eukaryota, Fungi, Mucoromycota, Mucoromycetes, Mucorales, Mucoraceae. The transcript has 7 exons.
AUGGUUGAUAAAACACAGAGAACAGUAGUCAAGCCUCAAGCAGCGCUGACUACCAAUGAUCAAGAUAAACGAAAGCUUGAAAUGAUUCAAUUAGAAACUCGCUACAAGGCCUCCUUCAGACUUGUCAGCGAGAACAAGGACGGGACCAUUGUUCGACUUGCCAUCAAGCCCUCAGAUCCAGAUUUCCCGUACGAAAUAGACGCACUUCAAUUGCAGUUAACGAUUCCACGAGACUACCCCAAAGUCUCAUGCAAGGUUCAAGUACUGAACUCUGACAUUCCUAAGGGAUUUGCCAUUAAUUUGGAGAAGGGAUAUAUUGCUCGAGUGGAAUCAUCCACAGCACAUCAAACGCUUGUCAGACAAAUGAAUUGGCUUGAUCGCAAUAUGGAGAGCUUAUUACAGCAAGCGCCUGCACCUACAGUGAGAUUCAUUGCGCACAAUAAGGAACUAGCAUCCACCGCAGUAACCGCAGUAUCCCCGCAGCAGCAGCAACCAGUUAAACACUAUAUUGAUGCUACUGCUGAACCAAUCAGCAACGCAAAUAUCAGACUGCCUCCUAGACAAUAUGAAGCUAGUGCUUCCUCAUCAUCCCCAGCUACAGCAUCCUCCUCGAAGCCUAUUCCCAACAAUAAGCCUUUACAGGUGGAGAGACUCGAGCCAGUAAAUGUGCCUGUUUUGGAUACGGUUUCCAAGAAACAAUAUAGCGCCAAAGAGCUGUCUCAAGCUGACAAGAGGCGAAAGCAUGAAUAUAGACAGCUUCAGACUCGUUUUUGCGAUACUUUUAGAACGGUGAGAACCACAAGCAAAGAAACUAUUGCAACGCUUACGAUGAUUAUCAAUGACACUGAUUUCACACACGAACAACUUAUUGGAGGAAAAGAAUUGCAUAUAAAAUACCACGUGCCUGCACUAUAUCCCCUUGAAUCAUGCUCCAUUGAAAUCGACAAUAAGAAGCUGGACAGAACAAGAGCUACUUGGAUUACGCAAGGAUUCGAAGAGCAUGUUGCCAAGGGAGAUUACACUUUAUUUGAAAAUUUGAAUUGGCUCAAUCGCAAUAUAGAACUCUUAUUAAGCACGCCACCAACGCAAAAGACAGAGGAGCAAGUGGAAGCAGACAGCAUCGCAGCAGCCCAACAAAAGGAUCUGAAACCACCUCUCAAAGCAGCACAGCAGCAACUUGGAUUAUCCGUUACAGCGCCUGAAUUUACGCCUCAGCAGACAAAGCCAUCCGAUACCAAAAAGAAGGCCUCCUUGUUUGAUGAAGCUAGUGAUAUAAAAAAGAACAAGGUGAUUAUUGUCAAUGAUCCCAGUCUGGUGAUUGAACAAGCAGAUGAAGAGGAGGUGGAGGUGGAACUAGCCGAGGGCGAGGAUGACUAUCACCGUCAUUUGAAGGAGGCGCAUCAGCAGCAAGAAGGAGGCGAAAAGACAUUGGUAGGCCUCAGUCAGCCUGUCGUUCGCAGAGGCACAGAGAUCAGGCUUGUGGAUCCCAAGUUGGAAAAUAUUUCACUGUUUCGUUGUGCUCUGCUCCAUAUCAUGGUGAAAUGCGCUAGGUGUAAAGACACAGUUGAAGUGGAAAACAUCAAGCCCGAACAAGAAGACAAGCAAGCAGCCUCAUCCUCAUCAAAGCAACCGCCUAAAACGGAACGAUGGAUGUCUUGCCCUACAUGCUCAUCCGUAUUGGGUAUCAAAUUUCUUGGAGAACUUGUACAUCAGGGCGCAUUAUCAGUGGGUCUCUUGCAACUAGCUGGAUGCACACCCUAUGAUAUCCUACCAUCGGCUUAUAUUGGUACUUGCGGAUCUUGUAUGGCUGAUAUGGCAUCUACAGUUCGGUUGUCUCCCCAUGAUCCACCUCGUACCUUGAACUGCUUUUCUUGUCAUACGAAAAUGACAUGUGGCCUAGGUGAUUACAAAUUUGUCAAGAUUGGAAGUGAGGGAGGUGAAAGGCUGAUAGCCAACGAAGAGCAAGUCAUGAAGCUCAAGAAGAAGAAGAAGUCCAGAGAAGAUCCAUUGACCAUUGGAGAACCUUUGCCUGAUCAAGGUACAUGCUCGCACUAUCGCAAAUCAAAGCGAUGGUUCAGAUUCUCCUGCUGCAGCAAAUUGUACCCUUGCGACAUUUGCCAUGAUGGACAUGAAGACCAUAGCUACGACUAUGCUAAAAGGCAUGUGUGUGGUUUAUGUUCUAGAGAGCAGACCAUUGUGAGCGGGAAGCCUUGUGUGUGUGGACAUGAAUUCGAAAAAGCACCACAAAAGCAAGCCUUCUGGGAAGGUGGUAAAGGCGUCAGAAACAAGAUUGUCAUGAGCCGAAAGGAUCCACAUAAACACAAGGGAUCGGGAAAAACCACUUCCAAGAAACAAGAUAGAGUGGGCAUUGCCGGUAAAGAACGUCAUCAAACUGAAUCUUCAUCCUGA